This is a messenger RNA of Aspergillus steynii IBT 23096, 309 nucleotides long. RefSeq lists its product as uncharacterized. The coding region runs from base 1 to 309 and encodes 102 amino acids. The transcript has 3 exons. The record is from RefSeq and is a predicted model, not a curated record. Lineage: Eukaryota; Fungi; Ascomycota; Eurotiomycetes; Eurotiales; Aspergillaceae.
AUGGGCCUCUUCAACUUCUUCAAGUCCUCCUCCAACCAGCAGCAGGAGCAACAGCCCCAGCAAGCCACCUGGGACCCUAACACCCUGACCAUGCAGCAGCCCUCGUGCCCUACUGCGCCCAGCACCGAGCGAGUUGUGACUGAGCAGCCUAACUCUGAACAGAACAUGAAGCUGCGCGGUGGUGGAGGUGGUGAUCUGCGCUGGUCUCUGCUGCUUCGAAUGCUGCGAAGAGUGCUGUUAGAGCCAUUCCAUGUCCACGGUCUCUAUAAUGCCCAACAAAGCAUGCAGGAACAAAGUCAUGAGGUGUGA